Messenger RNA from Aspergillus ochraceoroseus IBT 24754, 462 nucleotides. RefSeq names its product mitochondrial 54S ribosomal protein uL11m. The record is from RefSeq and is a predicted model, not a curated record. NCBI's taxonomy places the organism in Eukaryota, Fungi, Ascomycota, Eurotiomycetes, Eurotiales, Aspergillaceae. The transcript has 2 exons. The coding region runs from base 1 to 462 and encodes 153 amino acids. Gene Ontology annotation, molecular function: large ribosomal subunit rRNA binding; structural constituent of ribosome. Gene Ontology annotation, cellular component: mitochondrial large ribosomal subunit; ribosome. Gene Ontology annotation, biological process: translation.
AUGGCGAAAAAAGCAUUGGCCAAGGACCAGAUCGUGAAGCUCAUUGUGGGAGCCGGUCAAGCCAGUCCCAGUCCCCCUGUUGGUCCAGCUCUGGGAAGUAAAGGUGUGAAGAGUAUGGAUUUUUGCAAGGAAUUCAAUGCUAGAACAGCUCACAUCAACACCGGCGUCCCCAUUCCCGCCCGCGUCACCGUCCGUCCCGACCGUUCCUUUACAUUCGACCUCCGCACUCCCACUACGACCUGGCUGCUCCUUCAGGCUGCCAACGUGGAACCUCGCAAGAACCGAAUCCGUGGCGCCAUGAAACCCGGACACGAGACAAUUGGCAAUAUUUCCCUGAAGCACGUUUAUGAGAUUGCCAAGAUCAAACAGUCCGAGACGAGGUUAUCAGGGUUGAGUCUGCCAGGACUUUGCAAGAGUGUCAUUGCACAGGCCAAGUCGAUUGGCAUUCAGGUCCUUCCUUGA